AUGCUUUAUACGUUAUAAAUGUACUCUUCUUUUUUAAUUGAUUAUAUCGUAUAAGUUGAUAAUAAAUUCGAAUUCUUUUUAUAUAGGUUAUAUUUAAUUUUGCUUAUCAUUAUAUAGAAAAGGAAAUAAAAAAUAAAAAAAAAUAAAACACAAAUGCAUUUUUACGCUCCUGAUCCUGAGAACUAUGACUCUUGAGAUUCGAAAAAUCAAGGCAAGUUGGUCAAAGAAACCUCGAUUGGGUACUGAUUUAGCAUUGGGUUGUUCCCUGAUUGCAUUACACAAAAAUAUGUUUUGUUGGGGAAGUUCUAUUCAUGGGGAAUUAGGACUAGGUGGUAUUGAAGAUGAACAUAUUCUUAUUCCUCGUGAAGUGGACUUUCAGAAAUCUACAGAAGUUACAUACAUUGCAUGUGGUGAAAGUCAUACUGUAGUUAUAACGCGAGGUGGAGAAUUAUAUUCUUGUGGAAAUAAUGACUUUGGGCAAUUAGGACAUGAUAAAGGAAGAAAAAGGUUACGCUUGAUAUCAGGAUUAGAAGCAUUUGUAUUUAAAAAGGCAGCAUGUGGAGCAUGUCACACGGUAGCAGUUAAUGAAUGGGGACAAUUAUUUAGCUGGGGAUGUAACUCUGAAGGUCAAUUAGGAUUAAAUAUAUUAAACCCUACUGAAAAUAUACCACGUAUGAUAAAAACAUUAGGAACAAAUGUAAUUGUACAAGUAGCUUGUGGAAUAAAACACGUACUUGCGCUUACAAAUAAUGGAGAAAUCUAUGCUUGGGGUUCAAAUUUUGAAGGGCAAUUAGGCUUAGGUUCUGAUGUAAUUAAGGAGUUAAAACCCAAACUUAUUAGCAGCUUAAUUUCUUUACCUAUUGCAUUUAUUGCAUGUGGUGGUUAUCAUAGCAUAGCUAUAACUAAGUCAGGUGCCGUAUUUGGCUGGGGGAAAAAUUUAUUCGGACAAUUAGGACUAAAUGAUACACAAAGUAGACACCUUCCUUGCCAAUUAAGAACUUUGCGAAAUGCCAAAGUAUGUUAUGUGGCAUGUGGAGAAGAAUUUUCUGUGUUUUUAACAAUGGAUGGUGGUGUAUUUACUUGUGGUGCAGGAAUGUAUGGUCAAUUGGGACAUGGAAUUAAUAGCAAUGAGAUUUUACCUCGACAAGUUAUGGAAUUGAUGGGCAGUACUGUUACACAAGUGUCAUGUGGUCGAAGACAUACUUUAGCAUUCGUACCUUCACAUAGAAAAAUUUAUGCUUGGGGCUUAGGUGGUGCAGGGCAAUUAGGCAAUCGUGUUACACAAAGUGUUACUACUCCUCAAGUUGUAUUAGGACCAUGGGUACCUCCUAAUGGGUCAGCAAUGGUCAAACUCGACACACAGUUGAGUCCCUAUAUUACACAGUCCCUAGAUUGCAUCGUUAAACAUAUAUUUAGUGGAGGAGAUCAUUGUUUUGCCACUGUUAUUCCAAGAGAAGAAAAUAUGGAAUCAGAUGACUGUAGAGUAAUAGACUCUACUUCUCAAAUACUUAAUAUAUCUGAAGAACAAUUGGCAGCUUGUCAAAGAGUACCAAAAGGAUCUUCUGUUGAUCAUGAACUUAUGAUGUAUUUAGAAACCGUUUUUAAGAGUCAAUCUUGUAUAAAUGGAUCGUUUUUAUUUAAAAAUGAUACUCAUUAUGGUUGUUCAAGUAAAAACCAUGGAGUGGAUUUGGAUAUAGCAAUUAAAUCCUUUGGAAUAAUAUCAGAAUCGUGUAAUGAUACAAUUCAGGAACUCAUUUUUAAUAGCAUAACAGAUAGCCUUAUACCAUCUUUCUCAUCCUCUCCACCAGAUAUAGAAUCAUUAAGAGUAUAUUUAACAGUGCCUUUGUAUCAUGGUUUUGCAAAUCCUUUAAAUUGGAAUGCUUUACAUCAACCAUUUUGCAAAGCUGUUAUAAGCUUAAAAUCAGAAGCUCUUAAAGUAGUAAGCUCAUGGUGGAGUAAAGCUCCAUCUUAUUAUUUUGAAAGGCUUGUUCGUACUCACAAAAGUGUUGUUUUACAUAUUAUAAAACAAUCCAAACAUGACAAGAAUGUGUCGUGGAAUGUAUUGAGCAAACACGUUUUAGAAUUUUUAAGAUUAUUAAAUAAAUUGAAUCAUACUGCUGAAGAUGAAAUUAGGGUGUCUUAUUCGACGUUUCAUUUGCCAGAAUUAAUAGAACAUGUAGACAUUAAAGCUGAUUAUUUUAAAUGGUUGACGGAAAAAGACAAUUAUUCGAAUAACAGAAUGUAUUUCUGUAAUUAUCCUUUUCUUUUUGAUGCGCAAGCUAAAACCAUAUUAUUGGAAACAGAUCAAGCAAUACAGAUGCAAUCAGCAAUGAACGAAGCUGCAACUCGUGCUAUCACACAAAUGCUUUUUCAUCCAUAUCCCGCUAAUAGCAUGGAUACUAGACUCCAUAAUCAAUUUGUCACUUUGAAUGUUUCACGAGAAAAUAUUGUACAAGAUACUUUACUAGAAUUAUCUCAUUAUGAUUCCAGCGAUUUAAAGAAACCGCUAAGAGUAAAAUUUCACGGAGAAGAAGCAGAAGAUGCAGGAGGAGUUAAAAAAGAAUUUUUUAUGCUUCUUUUAAAAGAAAUACUAGACCCAAAAUAUGGAAUGUUUAGGGAAUAUGAAGAAACUAGAACUAUUUGGUUUAGUCAAGAUUCAUUUGAAGAUGAAGUUAUGUAUUCCUUAAUUGGUUUGCUAUGUGGACUUGUUAUUUAUAAUUUUAUAAUAAUUGAUUUACCCUUCCCAUUGGCUUUAUAUAAAAAAUUAUUACAUGAACCAGUGGGAUUGAUCGACAUUAAAGAAAUGUCUCCAGCAGUUGCUAAAAGUUUACAAAGUAUACUUGAUUAUGAGAAUCCAGAUUUUGAAGAGAUAUUCUGUUUAAAUUUUGAAAUAGUCAGAGAUGCUUUCGGUGAGAGAAAAACGUAUGAAUUAAUACCAGAUGGUGUCAAAGUUCCUGUUACAUUAAAAAAUAAAAAACAAUUUGUCGAUUUGUAUGUAGAUUAUAUUCUCAACAAAUCAGUGGAAUCCCAUUAUCAGGCAUUCCAUACAGGCUUUCACAAAGUAUGUGGCGGAAGAGUAUUAGAACUUUUCCAUAGUCAUGAAUUAAUGGCAGUGGUUGUUGGAAAUGAAAAUUAUGAUUGGGAAGAGUUACAAAGAAAUGCAACGUAUAAGGAAGGAUAUUUGGCGAAUGAUCCUACCAUUAUUUUAUUUUGGCAAGUAUUUCAUGAGUUAUCUUUGGAAGAAAAAAAGAAAUUUUUACUUUUCCUAACUGGAAGUGACAGAAUACCUAUACAGGGUAUGAAAGCAAUUAAGAUAAUAAUACAACCGAUGAGUGACGAACGUAUGUUGCCCGUUGCACAUACAUGCUUUAAUGUGCUUGAUCUCCCACGUUACCAAACUCGCGAAAGAUUACGCUAUAAAUUAUUACAAGCUAUUCAACAAACUCAAGGCUUUUCACUGGUGUGAACACAUAAAAGAUUAUUUUUGUAUUGUAAUAUAUUAUUAUAUUUUUUGCAAAUUCUAUUACAAAUUUUUUUUCUUUUUUUUUUUUAUUUUUUCUUUAUUUUUUUUUUUUUUUCUUUUUUUGUAAAAUAGAAAAUCACUAUGACGAUGUAAUUCUUCAUUGAUGUAAGUGCAUGUUCAAUUGACAAUUGUCGUCAUUUGUUCAUGCAUCUAAUUAAAACAGAUAGUUUAAUUGCGUCUUGUUACAUACUUGUUUUAUGAUUCAUACUAUAUAUCCAUUGAAAUAUUUCAAUAAUAUAUCACGAUAUUUGAAAGAUUUCAAUUCAAUAUUUGGUAUUAUCUAGUCAUAUUAUAAUAACAAUUUAUCUCUUAUCAUUCGCUUUACAAAACUAAGAUAUAUUCAAAUUAAUAUUCCAAUAAUAAUUAAUAAACCAAACAGAGAAAGGAUAAACAUAUAUUAGAGAAAGAAAUGUUUAAAAUUUGUUCAUUUAAUAGAAUUAUUAUAAAUUGCAUAGGAGAAAAGUUAUAACUCAGGGAGUAUUUAUUAUUAUAAUGAAAGAACAAUUUUUUAUAUGUCAUGUUUUAGAAUGCUUCAUGACAUUUAGUCAUGAUUUAUAAAAGGAUUUUAAAGAUAUGUAUUAUAAUAGAAGAAAAGAAUUUUGCUAAAAAGAUUACGCUUUUAACUAGAGAACAUAUUUUAUAUUUUUAACGAAUUUGAAAAAAAAAAAGUUUUAUUUCAUGAAAACACAUAUUACAUACACACAUACACACACAACCAAAUAGAGAAACUUGAAUGAAAUGUGUGUAUACACUGUCUGUUUGAAAAAGUCGUAUUUAUUCAUUUAUAGUAAAUUUAAGGGUUACUGAAUUAUCUCUGUUAUUGAGAAAAAGAAACGUUUGUGAUUUAAUUUUUUUUAUCGCGCUACGUAAUAAUAAUAAAGAUCCAAUUUUAUCUGAGACUCGUGUGAAGACACAUAUGUGCGUGUUAAAAAAAAAGGGUGAAAUUUGUAAAGAUCAUUUUAUUUAUCUCUCCACAACAAUAAAUUACAUAAUUACAAACGUAUCGUUAGUUAUUCAUAGACACGUUAGUGCCAAAUUUUAUUAUAAAAAGAGAUACGUUUUAUAGAAAAAAAAAGAAAAAAAGAAAAAAAAAAAAGAAAAAGAAAAAAAAUAAAAAAGAAAAAAAAACUACUAUGCGACAUCAAAUUAUGCUUUAGUGCGUUAAUGUGUUUUCUUCGAUUCCAUAAUAUAAUUAAUUAUAUAACAUUCGAAUAUCUCGUUCGUCUAUUGAUAUUAUUCUAUAUAUUAAUUCGAUAUCGUUUGAUCGUUUAAAUAUUCUUUGUUUAUUUCUAGCAUUAUUCGGGCAUUCAAUUUUCGCAUAUCAUUUUGCUAUGAACUUUUUCAUUUAAAAACGUAUAUAUAUAUAUGUCAUGAUCUCUAAAAGUGUCAACACGAAAGAAAAAGAAACGUAGAAAGCAUACUUGUGCAUAAAUUUGUUUCAUAAUUUUUUUUUCUUAUCAAAAUGUUUAUGCGACUAAAGAAAAAAAAAAAAAAAAGAAAAAAGAAAGGAAAGAAAAAAAGAAAGAUAGAAUGAUGUAAAAUUAUGAUAAUUUACGGGUCGGUCAGUCUCUGUAAAUAGAUACAUACAUACAUAUAUACAUAUACAUAUAUAUAUAUAUAUAUAUAUAUAUAUAUGUAUAUGUAUAUAUAUAUGUAUAUGUAUAUAUAUAUUCUCGACACAGGAAAUCUGUACAACGAGCUUGCCAAGACCUAUCUAUAUGAAAAGAGAUGAGUAAUAUAUUAAAAUUAUGUUAAAUAAAAUAAUUCAUCAAUAAAGAGUCAGUCAUAUCAUUUCUCUCGAUGAAUCUAAUUUUGAAAAGAAAAAAAGAAAAAAAAAAAAAAGAACCUGAGAAACGUGAAACUUCAUUUCAA
Messenger RNA from Vespa crabro (European hornet), 5395 nucleotides. It is a transcript of the gene Herc4, whose product is annotated as probable E3 ubiquitin-protein ligase HERC4. Gene Ontology annotation, molecular function: ubiquitin protein ligase activity. Gene Ontology annotation, biological process: ubiquitin-dependent protein catabolic process; protein ubiquitination. The record is from RefSeq and is a predicted model, not a curated record. Bases 185 to 3466 code for a protein of 1093 amino acids. The transcript is spliced from 18 exons. NCBI's taxonomy places the organism in Eukaryota, Metazoa, Arthropoda, Insecta, Hymenoptera, Vespidae.